Erythranthe guttata (spotted monkey flower) is the source of this 2002-nucleotide messenger RNA. Its product is annotated as cytochrome P450 71A6. NCBI's taxonomy places the organism in Eukaryota, Viridiplantae, Streptophyta, Magnoliopsida, Lamiales, Phrymaceae. Gene Ontology annotation, molecular function: monooxygenase activity; oxidoreductase activity, acting on paired donors, with incorporation or reduction of molecular oxygen; heme binding. The record is from RefSeq and is a predicted model, not a curated record.
GCUGCAAUCGGCGUGAUGUAAUUGAAACCAAUUAUCGUUACAAAAAAUUGUACUAUUAUCUAAUUCACUACUGCAAACAAAUGAUUAACAUUUGGUAUCCGAUUUAACCUUUAACUACUCUUUGAUGACUUCCAUUAUUUCUCUUACACGACGUGCCAAAUCAUCUACUUGACUAAUUUUCAAACUUUAGAUAUUUAUAAACGCAUAUCUAUCCAUAUAUAUAUAUUACAUUGCCACACAUAGUGAUCUUGUUUGAUUUUAAUGGCUUCCUUUUCCCAUUUCUUGAUCCCAAUUUUUCCCUUAGCUUUGUUCCUCAUCUUCCUUUACAAAUGGCAAAGUUGCAAUAAUCAACAAGCCAAGAAAAGGCUACCGCCAUCUCCGAAAAAACUCCCCGUGAUCGGAAAUCUCCACCAAGUGGGCCCAUCCCCUCACAGAUCACUCCAAUCUCUCUCUACAAAACACGGCCCGCUCAUGCUUCUCCGUUUCGGCCGUGUACCGGUCCUUGUCGUCUCGUCGGCCGAUGCAGCACGUGAGAUAAUGAAGAACCAGGACUCAAUCUUCUCAAACCGUCCCAAAUUAGCAAUUCCGAAUAGAAUAUUCUACGGCUCGAAGGAUGUGGUGUUCGCUCCUUACGGAGAUUACUGGAGGAAGAUGAGGGGCAUAUGCGUCAAUCAACUUAUGAGCCCGAAGAGGGUUCAGUCUUUUCGCAGCGUGAGGGAACAAGAAACUUGUCUCAUGGUUGAGAAUAUCGGUCGACUAUCGGAUUCUAAUUCGGUUGUAAACUUGAGCGAUAUGUUGGCUUUGCUAGCGAAUGAUGUGCUUUGUCGGGUGGCGUUAGGGAGAAAAUAUAGCAAUAGUGACAAGGGCAAAGAGUUUAAGAAUAUGUUGACCGAAGAAGUUGAGAUGUUGGGUACGUUUUGCGUCGGGGAUUAUAUUCCUUGGUUGGCGUGGAUCGAUCGGGUGAGUGGUUUAAAUGGUAAAGUGGAGAAAUUGGCUAAGUGGUUCGACCGAUUCUUGGAGAGUGUACUUGAGGAGCAUAGAUCUAUCGAUGUUGGAGGGACGAGUAAAGAUUUUGUGGACAUAUUGCUCGAAAUUCAGCAAGAAAACGAAAAAGACGGAAUAUCGACGAUUGGAGAUGAUGCUAUCAAGGCUAUCCUACUUAACAUGUUUGCCGAUGGAACCGACACAACAUAUUCUGUGAUGGAGUGGACGAUGGCCGAACUUCUAAAACAUCCAAAUACAAUGGAAAAAUUGCAAAAGGAAGUGAGAGAAGCAGCCGGAAACAAAGAAGAGAUAACAGAGGAUGAUUUAGAGAAACUACACUAUCUCAAAGCAGUGUUCAAAGAGUCUCUAAGACUACAUGUACCGGUUCCAUUGCUCGUCACUCGCGAGUCAACUCAAGACACAAAAGUGAUGGGCUACGAUGUUACAGCUGGCACACAAGUCAUAGUCAACGCUUGGUCGAUUGGAAGAGAUCCAUUGUUGUGGAAAAAUCCAGAAGAUUUCAACCCCGAAAGAUUUCUUGAUAACAACAUAGAUUUCAGGGGUAUGCAUUUUGAGUUGAUUCCAUUUGGGGCGGGUCGGAGAGGCUGCCCGGGUAUUGCUUAUGCAACCGUACUUAAUGAGCUUGCAAUAGCAAAAUUGGUGCACAAAUUCAACUUUGAUUUGCCCGAUCAGGCGAAGAAGAAUGAUUUGGAUGUGUCUGAAUCCGCUGGAAUAACUGCCCAUCUGAAAUUUCCUUUGCUUGUAGUCGCGACACAUUAUACUUGAUAGUUUUGUUAGAAUUGGAGAAUCUUAGGGUCCAUGGAAAUAAAAUCCUUAUCUGGUUCACUAAUAGUUAUCGUUUGAUAUUUACAACGCAUUUUGUUUCCUUCGAAGAUCCAUGAAGCAUGUUUUAUUAUCAUUUCGUACUUUAUGGAUCUUUGAAGGAACAUUUAUUAACAACCUAACAAUACAAUUAUUAAUAAUGGUAUUUGAGACAAUCUAUAUCUAUAUUUAUACU